AGAUAUAGACAUGCUGCCCCGUCUGGACCUUGGCCAUGGAUGAACUUUGAGUCGGACAUUGUUUCGGAAACCGAACUUGUUCCCUCAACCAAAGAAGCAGUGGAGCAAUGGAAGUGGAGGGGAUAUCCUCAAAACUUGUUCGGGAACUGGGUUGCCGAUCGAGUUGCACGGUGUAAGAUGGUCGAGAAUUGUUCCAGGGACCCUCGAGAAAAAUGCAGGAUCUAUUAUGUCGAUGCACUUGAAUCUGGAAAAUUCAAGUCGGCUAGGGACAUCGAUCCAGCUAUUGAGGUUGAUGAAAGCGCUAUAAGUCAGCUCUGGGAUCAGUUGCAGAUAGAGGUGAAGCAUGGUCUUCGUCUCCGGGUGUUGCUCGUCGACAACAUGAAACAUCCCGUACUCCAGAUGCUGGGAACAAGGUACAACAUUGAACCGUGCUUUUUCACAUCCUCCUUAAACUGGAUCCCUUCUCGAUACCAAGAAGAAGUUGUCAAGAAAAAAGGAGAUCGCAUUACGGUAACACUGCUCUUUGGCACGGCGCCAUGGGACAAGCCCGCCAUGUCCUCGCAAAGCAAGCACAUCUCCUGUGCCUGUCCAGGCGGUGAAAAAGCUAUAGACACGCAGGAGUCGCUUCUUUGCUCGCCGGCGGAAAGGUACCUUCUUGAAGACCUGCUCGCUCUACACAUCAUAAGAUCAUCCGACCCCAGUGGUAGUACUAUCAUAUCUUACCACCCAAGUGCUCAGUGGAAUAUGACAACCGCAGAGCGAUUGAAAAAUUUAGUCCAGAAAGUGGGAGAGAGCGCGUAUCGGCAGAAGAUAUUCGAACGGUCUAAGGAUCCAUCAUUAGUCCUCUUGGCUAUCCUUUGGUAUGCGCUUUACGCCUGGGACGAAUCCUUGGACCACCUGUACACUCACAUGAACUGGCUGGAAAUAAACGGACUAUCGACAAAUGAUAACAACCUCACAACUGAGUUGCACACUGUCCAGGCUCGACUCCUCCACUAUGCUUCACUUCUCGAGGAUUUCCGCAAAUCUGUGACUUCCGUCAGGAGCAUGCCGAAUCCCAUUCUGGAG
This is a messenger RNA of Suillus plorans, 1068 nucleotides long. RefSeq lists its product as uncharacterized. The record is from RefSeq and is a predicted model, not a curated record. The transcript has 7 exons. NCBI's taxonomy places the organism in Eukaryota, Fungi, Basidiomycota, Agaricomycetes, Boletales, Suillaceae. The annotation marks the transcript as partial.